Molecule: messenger RNA, 657 nt
Organism: Lolium rigidum
Lineage: Eukaryota; Viridiplantae; Streptophyta; Magnoliopsida; Poales; Poaceae
Product: 1-Cys peroxiredoxin PER1
Exons: 3
Coding region: 1-657 (218 amino acids)
Biological process (GO): cell redox homeostasis; cellular oxidant detoxification
Cellular component (GO): cytosol; mitochondrion
Molecular function (GO): peroxiredoxin activity
Source: RefSeq, a predicted model, not a curated record
AUGCCGGGGCUCACCAUCGGCGACACGGUCCCCAACCUGGAGCUGGACUCCACCCACGGCAAGAUCAGCAUCCACGACUACGUCGGCAACGGCUAUGUCAUCCUCUUCUCCCAUCCCGGCGACUUCACACCGGUGUGCACGACGGAGCUGGCGGCCAUGGCCAACUACGCCAAGGAGUUCGAGAAGCGGGGCGUGAAGCUGCUCGGCAUCUCCUGCGACGACGUGCAGUCCCACAAGGAGUGGACCAAGGACAUCGAGGCCUACAAGCCUGGGAGCAAGGUGACGUACCCGAUCAUGGCGGACCCGGACCGCUCCGCCAUCAAGCAGCUCAACAUGGUGGAUCCCGACGAGAAGGACUCGGAGGGCCAGCUCCCGUCCCGCACCCUGCACAUCGUCGGCCCCGACAAGAAGGUGAAGCUGAGCUUCCUGUACCCGUCGUGCACGGGCCGGAACAUGGACGAGGUGGUGCGCGCCACGGACUCGCUGCUGACGGCGGCCAAGCACAAGGUGGCCACCCCGGCCAACUGGAAGCCCGGGGAGUGCGUCGUCAUCGCGCCCGGCGUCUCCGACGACGAGGCCAAGAAGCUGUUCCCCCAGGGGUUCGAGACCGCCGACCUGCCCUCCAAGAAGGGAUACCUCCGUUUCACCAAGGUCUAG